This is a messenger RNA of Notodromas monacha, 1585 nucleotides long. The record is from the annotation of a GenBank genome assembly. NCBI's taxonomy places the organism in Eukaryota, Metazoa, Arthropoda, Ostracoda, Podocopida, Cyprididae.
GUUUUUGUGCAGAAUGUUCAAAUGCUUUUCAUCACGCCUUCGCUUCAGGCGGAUUUACAAAAGCCAGCUUCUGAUAUUGCUGAUUUUUAUUAUGUUGGUGGGAUUUUUGAAAAAUCCUACCUAUUUCCUGUGUUCCUCAAUCGGCAGGAAAUUGGAAGAACACAAACCGACUAUUAGCGAAUACUCCGAAGAAACUAGUCCAGGCAGCAGGCAAGAAGAAUUUAGGGAACUUUCGAGUGACACACAUUAUUUUAGCAGUCUGGUUCCGCUAAAAAUGUCAGAAUUGCCGGGAUUACCUUAUAUUUUCCCCAAUGGGUCCUUCAUGCUUGGGCCACAGGAUCAAAGGAAUUUCCCAAUACAUCCCGAAGAAUCUCCAGGAUACGACCGACUUUUGGAACAGAGUCUUUUCAAUCCAUCCGCAGCACAAAAUGCGGAAAUGAAAACAAUAAUCGUCACUUCCGGGUUCGGGUGGUUCCGGUCUGGACGGGAACCCUUUCUUCGUUGUCCAGUGAAAAACUGCUUCCUUGGGAGACCCAACGAGGUGUUGCUAGAAGAAGGUGAUCUGGUGGUCUUCAUCAAUGAUGUCUUUAUGCAGAGGACACACAAACACAGCCAUCAAACAUGGGUGCUGUAUAUUUUGGAAAGCCCUUUGCAUGCUCAUGAAAGAUCCAGCCCAUCACACUCAGUAAAUUGGACAGCUACUUACCGCUUAGACUCUGACAUUGUCACGCCAUACUCCAAGUGGAUGUACUUUGAUGAACGGAUUCAAUCAAACCCAAUAAUACUGCAUAAUCUUGCGCAGAACAAGACUAAGAAAGUGGCGUGGCUUGUGUCCAACUGUAAUGCAAAGAAUGCACGUAUGCUGUAUGCUCAAGAGUUGAGCAAGUACAUACAGGUGGACAUUUUUGGUGACUGUGGACAGCUGAAGUGCCCAAAAGAUAAAUCAAGCCAGUGUCUUGAAAUGCUAAGAAAGAAUUACAAAUUUUACUUGUCUUUUGAAAACAGCAACUGCAAGGACUACAUCACAGAGAAGUUCUUCCUCAAUGCGCUCCGGAACAACUUGAUACCAAUCGUCAUGGGAGCAGAUAAGGAUGAUUACCUGAAAGUCGCUCCCUUGAACUCGUUCCUCCACGUGGAUGAUUUUGAUUCGCCAAAAGCGCUUGCUGAAAAACUGCAUGAAAUUGACGCCGACGACCACAAGUUUAAUGCAUAUUUUGAAUGGCACGGUACCGGGGAUUUCGUAGACACCAACUUCAUGUGUGUGCUUUGUGGAAUGCUUCAUGACCCAGAUAAAAGGACUAAAAGCUACGAAGAUACUUUGACUUGGUGGCAUGGGAAUGCUUGCAAACACAAAAGUGUGGGGUCGAGAGAGUGCGUGGAGAAGCCCGAGCGUAGCAUCCUCGCUCGGGCUCCACAUAUGAAAAAGUACGACGCCUCCGGAACCAAGGUCCAGCAUGGCACCCGGUUACCGCCUGGCGGAACCGGGAAAAGGAGAUACACAAUGAAAGGCAGGGCGAAUGACGCCCGCGCCAUCUAUACGGCGGACACGAAACUGGGUUUGGAGAGCAGGGCGGGAAUCACAUAA